AUUAACUCGAGCUUUCUUUGGCAGAUUUUUGCUGUCUUGGCUGUGGCUCGCGCUGAUGUGGGUGGCUACAGCUAUGGAGCUGGCAUUGGAUCAGGCGGAUCCAUCUCUGGAGGCUCUCUAUCUGGAGGUUCCAUUUCUGGAGGUUCGAUCUCAGGUGGUUCCCUCUCUGGGGGAUCUUAUUCCAGCGGCUACGCUCCCGUAAACACCGAGUUCAACAAGGAGUUCUUCACCUACUCUGCUCCCGAGGCCGAUUUCGAGGACAACAAGAGUGUCAAUGAUCUGGCUACUUCGCUGAAGAAGAACCUCCGUGUGGUUUUCAUCAAGACCCCCGAGAACAAGGGUCUGGAGAACGCCGCUCUGGCCUUGGCCAAGCAGGCCGCCGAGCAGCAGACCGCCAUCUAUGUCCUGACCAAGCAGGGUGAUCUGUCCAGCCUGGCCAACCAGCUGCAGAACCUGAACCAUGUGAGCGCCAGCAAGCCGGAGGUGCAUUUCGUCAAGUAUCGCACCCAGGAGGACGCCAUCAAUGCCCAGCAUACCAUUCAGCAGGAGUACGAGCGUCUGGGUGGUUCCUCCACCUCCCACAACGGAGGCGUUGCACCCGUCCUGGACUUUGCCACCAAAGUGCAGCAGCAGCCGCAGGUGCAGCUGAUUGAUGAGCGUCGGGCUUCCAGCGGAAGUGUAAGCGCCGACCUGGAGACUCCUUCGGUAGGAUACAUUCCACCACCAGUCGCAGCGCCCAGUUCCCAGUACCUGCCUGUAAAGAAGGUCAAGUAGGCAGCCCGCAAGACCACAUUCUUAUUUACGAAUUAGUCCACACACUCUCUCCUAAGUGCUACCGUAUAAAAUAUAAACUUAACUUAAUGUAUGCCCGAUA
Messenger RNA from Drosophila erecta, 874 nucleotides. RefSeq lists its product as uncharacterized. The annotation marks the transcript as partial. NCBI's taxonomy places the organism in Eukaryota, Metazoa, Arthropoda, Insecta, Diptera, Drosophilidae. The record is from RefSeq and is a predicted model, not a curated record. The transcript has a single exon.